Molecule: messenger RNA, 369 nt
Organism: Phragmites australis (common reed)
Lineage: Eukaryota; Viridiplantae; Streptophyta; Magnoliopsida; Poales; Poaceae
Product: putative glutaredoxin-C2
Exons: 1
Coding region: 52-369 (105 amino acids)
Source: RefSeq, a predicted model, not a curated record
CUCCCCGAGCGACCGAGCAAGUGAGGUGAAGUACUGAAGAGUGUUCAAGCAAUGGCGGACGGCGGUGUGGCGAGGCUGGCGUCGCAGCGCGCGGUGGUGAUCUUCGGCGCGAGCAACUGCUGCAUGUGCCACGCCGUGAAGACGCUCUUCUCCGACCUGGGCGUGAGCUGGGCGGUGUACGAGCUGGACAAGGACCCCGGGGGGAAGGACAUCGAGCGGGCGCUGGCCCGCAUGGUCGGCCGGACCCCGCCCGUGCCGGCGGUGUUCAUCGGCGGCAAGCUCGUCGGCCCCACCGAACAGGUCAUGUCGCUGCACCUCGGCGGGAAGCUCGUACCGCUGCUUCGCGAGGCCGGCGCCCUGUGGCUGUGA